AUGUUUAGUCAAUCAAAGGAUGAUAAUACUCAGAAUAAUUCCAAUCAUGGUGUCCCGACAAAAGGGAUUUUAAAACAAUCCUCCAGUCAAAUAACGGAUCCUUUUUCUUCUUUUACAAUACCCAGUAGCCAGAUCAACUUCCCAAGCCAAAUAAUGAGCCGAACAGAGAUUUUGGAUAAAAAUAAUACUACUUCCAGGAUAAAUACAAGAGAUUUACAAAGUAAAGCUAAUAGGAGAGUCUCUUUCGCUCCAGAUGUUACUUUACAUAGUUUUGAUUUUGUAGCGGGUUCCACUAAAGCCCCGCCAAGUGGUAAGACAGAGGAAGCUGGCACUAUCAACGUCAGUUCUGCGGAUAAUUUCACCACCAUCAAUACUAUUGAAAAUGAUGAAGGGUCGGAUAUGGAACUCACACAGCCAAUACCUAAGGAUUUGUUGUACACAAAAGAACAGAGAGCUGAAGUUGAUGAAAAUUCAGAAUCAAAGGAUAGGAAUGGCGGAACUACCAGGACCGUAAGUUCUCAAAAUGUAGGGGAUCAAACGAUGGAUUUUACUAUGAUGAAUGAGCGUUUGUCGCCUAUUUUACCGUUCAAUGAUCCUGAAAGAUCAGAUACUGAUAAAAGUAGCAGGGGCGUGCACCAACAGUCAGAGGUCACUAAUCAAAAAGCAGAGGAUGAAGAAUUUGAGAAAAAAACCUAUGCGGUAGUUAUACAAGAGGAACCUAUGGAGUUUACACAGCUUAAUAUACAUGAGUCAUCUGUACAAGAUCGGCUUGUAUCGACCUUGGAUCAAGAUUCUGAUUUACAUAAUGAUGAGGAGGCUAUGGAGCUUACUCAAGUGCAGCCCAACCAGCAGUUGAAGUUUUCUGAUGAGGAUGGAACAGGCACGCAAAUGGAGUUAACAACAGUAUUCAAUAAUACAAAAUAUGUACCCACCAUCACACAGAGGGCUAAAAAUACUGGGGUAUUAAUCGCUAGCGAAAACAAAUAUUCUAAAAUCAAUCAAAAGGAAGCUACAUUUAUACAAGCAUUACCAGAACACAAUACUACAUACGUCCAAAGCGGCAGUAAGAAGCGUCGGUUAAACGACGAUGUUACUGAUUCGGCGAUUGAUUUCACAUUAAAUAUAGAUGAAGAAAUGGAACUAACAGGUAUGGAAAAAAUGUCUCCAGUUAAGCUUAAUAAGUACAAUGGUACCACAACUGAGCGUUUGAGAACUGAAGAAUCGCUAAGUCAAGAAUCACAACCCGUUGAAACCAUAAUUACCACUGAGAAGUACUCUCUAAGACAAUUCAUAGACGAAAUUGGUGCAGAAUAUAAUCCAGAUACGAAUACAUCAAAUGCAUUGCCCAGUUAUAUUGAGUUGUCUGGGCUAGAACCAUCUGAAACAGAUUUCUUUCAUACUGGAAAGUUAGUCUUAGCUCUAUACGAUGAAAUUCCAGUACUUCAAAUGAACUCUUUCAUUAGUAAGGAGUUGUUUCGAAUGAAUGAGCAGUCAAAACAGUAUUUAGAAGAUUUUGAAAAGCAACUGAGCUCUUCUAAUUCUCAACCUUUUCUGCUAAAAAAAUAUUUCACAUCAGCAGGAGACGAUAAAAAAAGUCUGAUACAACAACUUCAAGUAAUAAUGCUCUUCUCUAAAUUGAAAGCUAAAAAAUUAUGGUUUAAUUGGCAAUUAUCGCAGCUUUCGAACUUAAAAAAUGUUCUUGAAGAAAAUCUUACCCUUUUAAUCACAGAUUAUAAGAAAGUGCAAGAUUUAUGUGAGGUAGCACUGAAGAUUAGGAUAAGAACAGAGAAUAUUCGAGACUUGGUUCAAAAAGAGAUAACUCUUUUAAAAGAAUCUCCAGAUAGUUCAAAUAUUCAAGAAUUAUCAUUGGAGAACAAAAUCCAACUACAGCGCUUCAAAAUUGAAUUGAAAAAACACCAACUAACUGCUGCAAAUUUGCCGGAACUACUCAAACAAAAGAGCACAUUGAACAAUCAAAUACAGCAAAUCUCAAAGGAUAUCAAGAAGGUCCUAAUUAAUCAACAGCUGAUAAAGCAGGAAGGAAAUGUUUCUAUUGCUGAGGGAUCAAAAAUUGGUGUAUUAACUUCGGAAAUGGAUCUACUACAAAAUCUUCUCGGAAUUGAAACCCUUAAAUUUGAGAAGUCCUUGAUGACAGUAAGAUUCUCGCACUUUCGUGACGUAGAGAUUGUAAUAAACUUAGAAAAGAGCAAAGAAACAUGUUUCACUGUUGUAGGGCGUAUGGAAGAGGCUAGAUUUUUUGAUCAUAUAAUAAAACGCUUAAUAGCGGAAACAGAUGCGGACUUUGGUAUAGGAUAUGUAUUCCAAAUCCUUUUAAAUGUCAGAAAACUUGUUCCACUGGUUAAGCAAUUGAAAUUAGUUGGUAGAUUAUAUCCUGUUACCAUGUUGACUGAGGGUAAACAUACGAUAAUAGAAAUUGAAGAUUACAACUUUGAGACAAAUACAAUUGUGCUUUACAGAAUUACGUUUGAAAAUUUCAAAAAAAUCGUAAAUUCUUCUGACACUAAAGUUGAUGUGUUGGCCAAGGUUAUACAAGGAAAAGAGACUACUGUAGACGAACUUUAUUCACGAAUGGCUGUGAAAAAUCGAAAUGUAUUACCUUGGUUUAAUGAACUCCGCCUUACUAUUCGCAUGAUAUGA
This is a messenger RNA of Kazachstania africana CBS 2517, 2658 nucleotides long. RefSeq names its product kinetochore-microtubule binding complex subunit SPC105 (gene SPC105). Gene Ontology annotation, biological process: mitotic spindle assembly checkpoint signaling; mitotic sister chromatid biorientation; protein localization to kinetochore. The record is from RefSeq and is a predicted model, not a curated record. The transcript has a single exon. Lineage: Eukaryota; Fungi; Ascomycota; Saccharomycetes; Saccharomycetales; Saccharomycetaceae. The coding region runs from base 1 to 2658 and encodes 885 amino acids.